AUGUCCGCCACCGCCAUUCUGACUGCUGCAGAGCUUGUCUGGACCACUGGGCCGUCCCUGCUAGCGACAUGCCUAAAUUGGUGGCUGUACGGGGUGAUGUGUGUCCAAGCUUACCACUACACCGCCAGCUUCACCCGGCGCGACAACCGGAUCAUCAAAUCGCUGGUCCUGGUCCUCUUCCUGCUCGACACGACGCAGACGGCCAUGAUCACGGCCGACGCGUUCCACUGGUUCGUCGCGGGCUACGGCAAUGCCCAGAUGCUGGACGAGAUCUGGAUCAACGGGAUCGAUGUCCCGUUUCUCGAUGCGCUGAUUGCAUUCAUCGCCCAGGCUUUCUACUGCUGGCGCAUCUGGUUCCUGCGCGACGGCCGGCGCUGGAAGAACGCCAUCCCGGGGCUGAUUCUGCUUGUGGCGACGAUGCAGUUUGCGGCGGGCAUGGUCGUCGGGAUCAAGGCGCAGCAGGUGGCCAGGUGGUCCUUGAUUGGGAGCGAGUUUGUUGAGACGACGAUUUGGUUUACCGGCGCUGCGGUCGCAGACUUGUCCAUUGCGAUUGUCAUGAGUUGGACGCUCCUUUACGAACACAGGUCUUCCGUUUUGAGCACAAACUCUGUGAUCUCCCGGGUGGUCAGGCUGAUAGCAGAGACAAACGCCAUUACCGCGACAUUCGCCGUCCUGGCUCUCAUUUUCUACUGGGGCAUCCCGUCGAAACCAUCCAUGGUUGUUCCUGUCACGAGCUGUAUCGGAAAACUCUACACCAACUCCCUCGUCGCAGUGCUCAAUAACAGAGGGAAGAGCCAUCCGCAGUCCGUCUUCGCCGCGCCCGAGACGCUGCGGAUGCCCACGUUCAGCGCCACACGCAAUAUCAGCGGCAGCACACAGACGCACGACGACUCGCUGGAGCUGGGGUUCGGUGGUGUGCAUGGGAUGCGGUUUGGGAGUGGAGAUCGAAGUGUGGAUAAACAUCCGCAGAUAGGCGAGGAAAGUGGGGAUGUGGUGGGCGUGAAAUUGACCAAUGAGCGGGGUGAAGUCGUUUAAUCGUUGGCCAGAAUGUAAAACACCUGUUUAUUUGGUCAUUUGAGUCGAAAGUAAGGCAAGUAGGAUUCUCCGAGCAAGCGAAGAGUUAAGGGAACAAUGGUUAAAAACGAAGAGCUGAGAUCAAAGAUGAUCUUUAUGCAUUAAGGGGGAAUCGAACCCCCGGCGGGUCGAUAUCUAUUUGUCUCAAAAUAUGGCAACGAC
Mycena citricolor is the source of this 1236-nucleotide messenger RNA. NCBI's taxonomy places the organism in Eukaryota, Fungi, Basidiomycota, Agaricomycetes, Agaricales, Mycenaceae. The record is from the annotation of a GenBank genome assembly.